This is a messenger RNA of Oncorhynchus masou masou (cherry salmon), 2310 nucleotides long. RefSeq lists its product as uncharacterized. The record is from RefSeq and is a predicted model, not a curated record. NCBI's taxonomy places the organism in Eukaryota, Metazoa, Chordata, Actinopteri, Salmoniformes, Salmonidae. The transcript is spliced from 3 exons. Bases 1 to 2310 code for a protein of 769 amino acids.
AUGUGGGUAUUGAGCCUAAGGGAGAGGUGCGAGUGGUAUGAACCAGAUCUCCAGUACUCAACCGACAGCCCAGUUCAACCUGUGCCUGCACUCUGGAGGGUCCAGGCUAAAGGAGUCAUCCAGCCUGGAGAAGUAGUACCAAGGCUGCGCACCAGGGCUCCAGUGUUCCCCCACAGCCUGGUCUGUCCGGUGCCUCCUCCAAUCACCAGGCCUCCUGUAGGUCUCCCCAGCCUGGUGGGUCCUGUGGCAGCCCCAGCCCCACGCACCGUCAGUCAGGAGCUGCCAGAACCGCCCGUCAGUCAGGGGCUGCCAGAGCCGCCCGUCAGUCAGGGGCUGCCAGAGCCGCCCGUCAGUCAGGGGCUGCCAGAGGCGCUGCUGGAGUCUCCCAUCUACUCGGGACCCGCUGCAAGGGUCCCCAGUCCGAGGUCGGCGGCGAGGGUCGCCACUCUAAAGGCACCACUGAAGUGGGCAAAGAAGCGGGCAAAGACUAUGGUGGAAGCAUCAAUCGUCCACACAGUGGUUAUCUCUGAGCUGUUUUCCAGACACUCCAAUGCUCAGCAGACCUGGACACACACCAGCCCUCCCCUGCAGGGUAUACAACACACCAGCCCUCCCCUGCAGGGUACACAACGCAUCAGCCCUCCCCUGCAGGGUACCCAACGCAUCAGCCCUCCCCUGCAGGGUACCCAACGCAUCAGCCCUCCCCUGCAGGGUACCCAACGCAUCAGCCCUCCCCUGCAGGGUACCCAACGCAUCAGCCCUCCCCUGCAGGGUACCCAACGCAUCAGCCCUCCCCCGCAGGGUAUACAACACACCAGCCCUCCCCUGCAGGGUACACAACGCAUCAGCCCUCCCCUGCAGGGUACCCAACGCAUCAGCCCUCCCCCGCAGGGUACACAACACACCAGCCCUCCCCCAGCAGGGUACACAACACACCAGCCCUCCCCUGCAGGGUACCCAACGCAUCAGCCCUCCCCCCCCCGCAGGGUAUACAACACACCAGCCCUCCCCCGCAGGGUACACAACACACCAGCCCUCCCCCACAGGGUACACAACACACCAGCCCUCCCCCAGCAGGGUACACAACACACCAGCCCUCCCCUGCAGGGUACCCAACGCACCAGCCCUCCCCACAGGGUAUACAACACACCAGCCCUCCCCCACAGGGUACACAACACACCAGCCCUCCCCCACAGGGUAUACAACACACCAGCCCUCCCCCGCAGGGUACACAACACACCAGCCCUCCCCUGCAGGGUAUACAACACACCAGCCCUCCCCUGCAGGGUACACAACGCAUCAGCCCCCCCGCAGGGUACACAACACACCAGCCCUCCCCUACAGGGUAUACAACACACCAGCCCCCCUGCAGGGUACACAACGCAUCAGCCCUCCCCUGCAGGGUACACAACACACCAGCCCUCCCCUACAGGGUAUACAACACACCAGCCCUCCCCUGCAGGGUACACAACACACCAGCCCUCCCCUACAGGGUAUACAACACACCAGCCCUCCCCUGCAGGGUACACAACGCAUCAGCCCUCCCCCGCAGGGUACACAACACACCAGCCCUCCCCUACAGGGUAUACAACACACCAGCCCUCCCCUGCAGGGUACACAACGCAUCAGCCCUCCCCUGCAGUGUACCCAACGCAUCAGCCCCCCCGCAGGGUACACAACACACCAGCCCUCCCCCACAGGGUGCACAACACACCAGCCCUCACCUGCAGGGUAUACAAAACACCAGCCCUCCCCUACAGGGUAUACAACACACCAGCCCUCCCCCGCAGGGUACACAACACACCAGCCCAGGAUACACCCACAGGAUACACAACACACCAGCCCUCCCCCACAGGGUACACAAUACACCAGCCCUCCCCCGCAGGGUACACAACACACCAGCCCUCCCCCGCAGGGUACACAACACACCAGCCCUCCCCCACAGGAUACACAACACACCAGCCCUCCCCACAGGGUACACAAUACACCAGCCCUCCCCCGCAGGGUAUACAACACACCAGCCCUCCCCUGCAGGGUACACAACACACCAGCCCUCCCCUACAGGGUAUACAACACACCAGCCCUCCCCUGCAGGGUACACAACGCAUCAGCCCUCCCCCGCAGGGUACACAACACACCAGCCCUCCCCUACAGGGUAUACAACACACCAGCCCUCCCCUGCAGGGUACACAACGCAUCAGCCCCCAGGAUACACAACACACCAGCCCCCCCCACAGGGUACACAACACACCAGCCCUCCCCCACAGGGUGCACAACACACCAGCCCUCACCUGCAGGCAUUUAUUAUGA